AUGGCUAAAUGUUUUCUUUUAUUCAUCACUCUUCUUGUCAUUAUCUUGUUUCUUAUUGGUAUUAUCAAGCAUGAAGAAUUAGGUAAAGAUUUCUUAGCAAUAAUGAUAAUUAUAGUUUUACCAUUACUAGUCUUAGCUUGGUUUAUUAAUAGAGAUAUAAUCGAAGUUAUGGUUCAAAACGCCAGAAACAUGAGGCGUGGUAGGCGUGCUGGUAGAGGCACUAGUAAAGGUGUAGGUAGGAAUGUGACUGGUGAAGCUACUCCCGAAGGGCAACGACAAAGCGAAACUGUGCAUGAAGAUACGGGAUUGAACUCGUUUCUGAAAGGAGAAACCCCUAGUUUUGAAAAUCUUCUAGUGGUCUGUGAAUUCCCGGAAGUUUUUCCAGAAGAGGUUCCAGUUUUACCACCGGUUAGGGAAGUGGAGUUUUCUAUAUACUUGGUUCCAGGCACUGGACCAAUUUCUAUAUCUCCUUAUCAAAUGUCACCCUCAGAGAUGGCUGAGUUAAAGAAACAAUUAGACAAGAUGUUAGAGAAGGAAUUUAUUAGACCGAGUGUAUCGCCAUGGGGAGCUCCAGUCUUGUUUGUUAAGAAGAAUGAUGGUUCUUCUAGACUUUGUGUAGAUUACAGACAACUUAAUUAA
Molecule: messenger RNA, 639 nt
Organism: Lathyrus oleraceus (garden pea)
Lineage: Eukaryota; Viridiplantae; Streptophyta; Magnoliopsida; Fabales; Fabaceae
Exons: 5
Coding region: 1-639 (212 amino acids)
Source: RefSeq, a predicted model, not a curated record